AACCCAACGGAAGAUAGACAAGUCACGAGUCACGAGUGGAUAACAGUCAGUCCCAGCUCAACUCUCACUCCCACUCUCUGUCUCUGUAAAAAUGGCAACGUUCACAACCACAAUACCACCCUCAUCUCUCUCAUUCUUCUCCUCCUCCAUCUUCCUUCCAAAACUUUCUUCUUCUUCUUCUUUAACCUUCAGACCCAAUUCCCUCAAAACCCAAACCAAACCCCUCUCAGUCACCUCUGAGCUCGCCACCAUCCCAGUCCUCUCCUUCACCGGCGACAAAAUCGGAGAGACCCAACUCGAAAUCAAGGCCGCCCCACCCGACACCGCCCGCGCCGUCGUUCACCGAGGCAUCAUCACUGACCUCCAGAACAAGCGCCGCGGCACCGCCUCCACCCUCACCCGCGCCGAAGUCCGAGGCGGCGGCAAAAAGCCCUACCCACAAAAAAAGACGGGCCGGGCCCGCCGCGGUUCGACCCGGACCCCGCUCAGGCCCGGCGGAGGCGUGGUAUUUGGGCCUAAGCCCAGAGACUGGACCAUCAAAAUCAACAGGAAGGAGAAGAGGUUAGCGAUAUCGACCGCGAUCGCAAGCGCUUUAAUCAACACGAUUGUGGUGGAGGAUUUCAUGAACAAGUUCGAGGGGAAGCCGAAGACGAAGGAGUUUAUUGCGGCAAUGAGGAGGUGGGGGCUUGAUCCGAAGGAGAAGUCGCUGUUUUUGAUGGGAGAAGAGGAGGUUUCGGAUAAUGUGAGGCUUUCGAGCCGGAAUAUCGGGACGCUGAAGAUGUUGACGCCGAGGACUUUGAAUUUGUUCGACAUUUUGAAUGCGGAUAAGCUUGUGUUGACGCCUGCGGCGGUGGAGUAUUUGAAUGCCAGAUAUGGUGUUAAUAAUAGUGCCUAUGAUGAUGAUGAUGAGGAAGAAGAAGAAGAAGAACAAGAAGAGUAUGAAGGAGAAGGAGAAGGAGAAGAAGGACAAGGAACAGAGGCAGAUGAAAAUACUAAUGCAUGACCCGCUUAUUCCUUGAUUGACCUAGGACCAAUCCCAUAUCAAUCCGGCUAACCCUGAAGGGGGAUUCUGCCCUUUAUGUUGCAGUUGCCAUCUUAUCAGUUAUCAUAUUGCUGGCUGAUUUUGGUAAAUUUUCUGUGCAUGAUUUUUGUAUUAAUUUCCACAUUCCUUUAAUACAAUUGUGUCUAUUUGGAUCUUGUACCUUGCUGUAUCUCCAGAAUGUUGCUUCCUGGCUCAACUCUCCUCCCUUGGUAGGAUAUAUAAUCUACGGGUACACUCUUGGGCUA
Molecule: messenger RNA, 1287 nt
Organism: Quercus robur (English oak)
Lineage: Eukaryota; Viridiplantae; Streptophyta; Magnoliopsida; Fagales; Fagaceae
Product: 50S ribosomal protein L4, chloroplastic
Exons: 2
Coding region: 92-1003 (303 amino acids)
Biological process (GO): translation
Cellular component (GO): ribosome
Molecular function (GO): structural constituent of ribosome
Source: RefSeq, a predicted model, not a curated record